Molecule: messenger RNA, 689 nt
Organism: Oryzias latipes (Japanese medaka)
Lineage: Eukaryota; Metazoa; Chordata; Actinopteri; Beloniformes; Adrianichthyidae
Product: dolichyl-diphosphooligosaccharide--protein glycosyltransferase subunit DAD1
Biological process (GO): protein N-linked glycosylation
Cellular component (GO): membrane; oligosaccharyltransferase complex
Source: RefSeq, a predicted model, not a curated record
GGUCUCCCGGGACACGUCACUUAUUCAGCUUUGCAGGUCUUUCCGCGCGCUCUGUAUUGUGAAAUUCAACCUAAAAAUCAUGUCCAACUCCGUCUUAUCGGUCAUUUCUCGGUUUCUGGAGGAGUACACGACCACGACGCCCAACAAGCUGAAGGUGGUGGACGCGUACCUUCUGUAUAUCCUGUUAACCGGAGCGCUGCAGUUCCUGUACUGUCUGCUCGUCGGCACCUUCCCAUUCAACAGCUUUCUGUCGGGCUUCAUCUCGUGCGUGGGCUCUUUCAUUUUAGGAGUAUGUCUUCGAAUCCAGAUCAACCCUCAGAACAAAGGCGACUUCCUGUCCAUCUCCCCAGAACGAGCCUUCGCUGACUUCCUGUUCGCUCACACCGUCCUGCACCUCGUUGUGAUGAACUUCAUCGGCUAAAACCGAGAAAUGAUGAAUAUUUGCCUCUUCAGUUUCCCCCCUAAGAUGACAACAAAAGGAAGGUUGUUUUGUUUCUUCUUCUUUCAAAAUACUCGACGUUUCGACAACUCACCGACAACAAGAGAGAUUAAACCUUUUUCCUUUUUGUUCAGAUAUCCAAACCGGUCUGUCUUUGUAUGAAUCCAGAAAUAAAAAGGACCAAUGAGAUUUUUUUGUAUUGGAAAAAAAAAAAAAAAAAAAAAAAAAAAAAAAAAAAAAAAAAAAAAAA